This is a messenger RNA of Dioscorea cayenensis subsp. rotundata (Guinea yam), 622 nucleotides long. RefSeq lists its product as uncharacterized. The record is from RefSeq and is a predicted model, not a curated record. The coding region runs from base 19 to 495 and encodes 158 amino acids. Gene Ontology annotation, cellular component: endoplasmic reticulum. NCBI's taxonomy places the organism in Eukaryota, Viridiplantae, Streptophyta, Magnoliopsida, Dioscoreales, Dioscoreaceae. The transcript is spliced from 2 exons.
GACUUCAGUUUGUAGUCAAUGGGUGUCAUUUCUGGGCUGGUAGGCUUCGUUGUGGUGGCCUUCUCGCUGGUGAUGGUGGUGUUGGUGCCGCUGUUCGAGGCGCAGGCAUGCUUACCCUGGCUAUACCCGCCGCUGCUGGUGGAUCUGAACCACUAUUACUCAGAGCAGUAUGAUGACUACUUGACAAUCAAGAGGCCAGGCUUCUUUGUCGGCCUCGCCUGGCUGGAGCUCCUCUUCCUCUGGCCUCUUUCCAUCACCAACUUGUACGGCAUCCUCGCUCGCAAGCCCUGGGUCAACACCACAACUCUUAUGGCUGGAGUCUCUUCACUCACUGCCAUGGGGGCAGUGAUGGGGGAAGUGUUGAAUAACUACACUGAAAUUGAAGCUUUACUGUUAUUGCUGGAAAGGUACAUCCCUUACAUUGUUUUCUCCUUCUUUGCUAUCUUGUAUAGCUUCCUCCCAUCAAUCUCAAGAUGGUGGGGUGUUCCAUUAUGAGCUAGUUUCUUUAAUCUUUGCAACAAGUUGUUCUUUUCGGUUGCAGAAUCAGACAUUGACUUUGAACUAUGUGGUGGUUAUUAUGUUCAUGCAACAACAUUUUGUUUUAAUUAAUUUUUUUAAUCAA